Molecule: messenger RNA, 261 nt
Organism: Microthlaspi erraticum
Lineage: Eukaryota; Viridiplantae; Streptophyta; Magnoliopsida; Brassicales; Brassicaceae
Source: the annotation of a GenBank genome assembly
AUGUGGAAAUCGCCUAUGACAUACAAGCCAGGGCUCGAUCGAGUUGAAGCUUGGCCGGUCGAGUUGAGGAACUCGACCGGAUGGUCGAGUAGGUGGUCGAGCUGGUCUUCAAGAUGGCUUCCUCCUUCUUCCUUUGCGUGUCCAGUUGAGCUGCGUCCAUGCACCAAGUCCUUCCUUGCUCCUCACGUCCCAAUGCUCCAAAGUGCUCCAAAAGACCUAUUUCAAGGACCAAACAUGCACAUGUAUGCAAAUGCAACCUAA